UGUAUUAUCUAUGUUUAACGCUAUUCAAAUUUUGAUUAAAAUUCAAAUUAAAUAGGUAGAUAAGCAGGAAGGUACCGUAUAAAAAAAAAACGACGCCACCGAAAUGAGUGCUUGUUUUCAAAAAUGUCGUUUAUGCUUAAAACUUGGUGAAUUCUGUUCCAUAUUUGAUCAGGACGAAUCUGUUAAAUUAUCUGAGAUGGUUAUGUCCUUUGCUAAUGUGCAAAUACACGAAGGUGAUGGACUAUCAGACCGCGUAUGUACUUCAUGUAUUGAGAAUUUAAGCACUGCUUACUUGUUUAAGCAACAAUGUGAACGGAUAGAUUACUUGCUAAGGAAGUCUCCAGACGUCAAUAUCAAGUCACCUCCAAAUGCAAAUUAUGAUGAUUUUUUCAACCAAGAGUUCCACAUUCAUACUGAGCUUAAUGAUCUAAAAGAUGACAAUGAAGAUAAUGGUUUCAUUAAUACUAGUUCAGACCAACCACUAACUAAGCAUCAUGAAAUCAGCGAUGAAACAGAUGAUAGUGAUGUUGAUUCUAUAAAAUGCGUUGGGUGCAGUCAGUCAUACAGCACCAAGGGGAUGCACACAUGUAAAACAACCUGCACAAUUGAACAAAACGACUUACAAAGGUCAUGCAGCGAUGAAACGUUAAUAGCUAAUGAUUGCACACAGAACAUGUCUUCAACACCAGUAACACCAACUUCACCUCGAUCUUCAUUUGUGAAUGUUUCUUGUGUACUCUGCACUAAAAAAUAUGAUCAAUAUGAUGAUUAUGUUAUACAUAUCAACGAGUGCACAAUGAAUGUGAAACUUCAACAUUUUGUAUGCCCAAUAUGCCAUGAGAUGUAUACUGAAAAGCUGCUAUAUUUAAAACAUUUAAGGAUAACUCACUUUAUCAACAAUUCUCCAAAAACCAGUAUCACUGAUAAUGGCGAGGACUGUGUUGAUUUCCCUAUAUACAGUAAAGCCAAGCCCAAGUCAGCCCGACGUCAGAUUGGUUGGUCAGUCGAAGAUAUUUAUCAAGAAAUUGAUUUCAAACCUGCUGAGCAGAAAUCGACACCGACCUCAAGUCCAUUGAAGAACUUUUUCUCUAAAUUGGGGAAUGAAACUUUUAGUCGCCAGAGCACCCCAAAAAAGGUUAGUUUUCGGAAACUUGUCGAAAAUGGCAAGGCAAAAGCUUCAAUUCAUUUGCCAUUUCAAAAAUAUAUACAAAAUUAUAAACUAAAAAAGAAAGCAACAGCAUAUAGUCCUAUUAAAGGGAAACUUCAGGUUGCUACUAAAAUUCAGGCUUGCCUACCAGAAAUUGUUUCAGACAGUGAUUACAAUUCACCCAGUGGCGCAUCAGAAGAUUCUUGGAAAUUGAAGCAAAAUUUAAUUUGUGCAUGUGAUAAGAAAGUCUUCAUGUUGUCAGAAUCAAUUAAGGACCGUGAAAGGAUUACCGCCAUGGUAAACGAACUAGGUGGCGUAGUUGCGGAAAACACUAAAAUGGAAAUGUUAGCGACUCACUUUAUAUGUUUGUUACCGAAUGAUACAUUUACUGGCAUGAUGGUUUGUGCUCUCGCUACCGGCAAGUGGCUGCUUAGCAUCAAUUUUAUCUACGACAGCUUUAGAUGCAAGAAGUUCAUGCAGGAAUCUCUCUAUGAAUGGAUGAAACACCCGAAAAUAUUAGAAAUCGAUAGCACAAGCGUGGAGGUUGCAAGAGCCGCUGUCUACUGGCAUUUAGAACUGCAGAAUCUUGAUGCGAGAUUUCCAUUCGAAGGAAAACAAGUUGUUCUUAUCAUGAAGAAGAAGUACAGACAAUAUUACCAAAUGAUAUUCAAAACGCUGAAAGCAAAACCAAUCACUUACGAUCCUAGGACCCCAGGCAGCUGCUGCACGGCAGACUACUGUUUCGUCGAUAUGAACAUCAUUCAGAGGGUGAAGCUUCGUUUUUUCGCUCGGCACAAUGUUCCCGUUUUCCCUUACCAAUAUGUUCUUGUUUAUCUGUUGAAACGAGGUCGCGUUGAAGACGAAUAUAAAUAUCUCCUGCAAGACUGUAAGAAAAUAAUCUCACCGGACACAAUGCAUUUAUUAAACGAUACGUUUUAAGAUUGUGCACAUAAAAAAAGACUUAUCCUUUAAGACAUUAUUAAUUAUAUUUAAAACUUAGUUUAGUAAUACGUUAAUAUCAAAUUUAAGUCCCUUUUUUAGAUAAGAGAAGGGAGGGAAUGAGACGAGAAACAGCAAUAUGUUGAUAAUUUAGGUAAAAUAAAACAUAUUAUAUAAUAAUUAUGAUUUGUCCAUAAAAAUUAGUUGUGUACAAACAAGAUUAAAUAUAAAUUGAGAAUUUAAAUAAUUAAAUUUAAAAAAAAAAAAAACAAUAUUCAAUUCGAUGUUAUGUUCGUCGGAUCGUACGAUCUAAAGUGCCUGUUCACCAUUUAAAUGUUAUGCCCGAUACUUGUACAGUCGUGUGCUUCAGUUUGUAUAAUAGAUAAAAUAUAUUUUGGAAUUGAGAAAUAAAUAACUAUUCAUAAAAAUGUUAUUCGAAUUAAGAAUAUUUGUAUAAUAUGAUAAUUUAUGAAUGUUAUUUGAUUGAUUAUUGUAAUAAUUGUAAUUUCGAAGUCGCUUAUAUAUAUAUAUAUAUAUAUAUAUAUAUAUAAAAGCAAAUUGUUAAAUAUCGGAAACAGGGGUGUGUUGAAAAUACGUACGUACAAGAUUACAUAGGGAGUUUCUUAAAAUCAUAUGUUAUUAGAUAAGACACGAAUGGAUCAGGAAUAGCUUGUGUUCAAUUAGUACUCUUUUUAACUAUAAUUUUAUCGUUGAUGCCCUACGCGGCUCUAUUGAAAUAUUACUGCACGCGAUGUUCACCACAUACUUGUUUUUUUGAAUUAACUUGGUGUUAAUUUUAACUACGGAGGUCCUGUCACCACAUCUCCCGCACCGAACGCUACCUCUGUUCACCGGUAGUCUUCUAGAAACGUUUCAAAAUUUAGGAAAUCAUAAAGUUGGACAGAAGAACAUUAAGAAAUCUGAGCCGCAAUAUUAAUGAAAUAAAAAUAUAUAUAUUUUAGAAAUCGGAAUUGUUCUAAUUGCCUUAAUGUUUUUAUUUUAAAGAAAUUGAUUUACGUUUUGUUAAAAAAAAAUUAUAUAAAUAAUAUAACAUAGUAGAUAUACGUGACAGAAGUGAAACUUCUUUGACUAGAGAGAAAGGAACGAGAUCUAUUCUAAUUUUUUUGCGAUUGAAACACAUAUUUUGUUUCCUCUUGGCAUUCAUUGCAUUCGUAAAGUAUGCAAAUUGUAUUAGCUUGCUGCAUUAGAUCAAAUAUUUAGUGUAUUCACAAAUAUAUAAAAAAUACACUACUCAUCAACAUAGAUAUGAGUCGUCUAUUAUCAAAGGUGGCAAUCUGUACAUUUGGACAAAAAUUUUUUAUUGAUAGGUCAAUACAGAUUUAUUUGAAUAUAAUCGUCUCCUUCAAAGAAUACGGUUCAAAACCUGCAUUAAAUAAAGGUUAAUAGUUAACCUGUUAUUUAUCUAAGAUGUCGUUCCGAAGAGUUUUGUGACUGCCAAUAUAAUACAAAGUCAAUAAUUCGUUUUUCUGAUUUACCAAUCAUUGUCCAAAAGUCAGAUUGCCGCCUUUGAUAAUAGUCGACUCAUAUAUACAAGGUGUUGCAAAAGUACCCGUAAAGCCGAAAGGUGGUUAAAUGAGGCCUUAUAAUGAAUCCAGCCACACACAAUAUUUAAGAACCGUAGUAACGCUGUAUAACAUAUCCCAAAAAUAUUAUUAUUUUCGCUGAUGUGCGAACCCUAUUUCAGUAAAAUUAAAAAGUAAACUACCUACAUUUGAAAAAAACUCGAAACAGUAGUAGUAGGUAUAUCGAUUAGAAGAUUUGAAAAUGACAACAUAUAUUUUGUUUUUCCAACUUGACAUUUUUUGAAGCUAGUACUUGAGUAUAAUGACAUCCUUGUAUUGAGGUAGCAAACAUUUAUGAAUGAAAAAUAGAAAAACUAUUAAAGUAGACAAUUAUUAAGUAAAAUAGGUACGUAGGCCUUUCUGAUAAAUAAUCUUGUUCCCUGACAUGACAGCUUACUAGGGUUGACAAAAAUUUUGGCUUUGAUAAUUAAUUAUAUUUUGACGGGUAUUUUGUAACACAUUGUAUUUGUAUUGAAGCAAUAAGACAACCUAAGAGUCAUUCCCCGAUCAUGAAAAACCGAAAAUUUUACGGAAUUUUUGCUAUUUUAGUUACACAUGCCUUAUUUGCAAAUAGAUAGAUCCUUUAGGUACCAACCGAUUUUUACUAAAUAAAUAAUACACGAAGUGCAGUUCCGCUACGAGAAUUCCUUAUCAAGUUACUAAAAAAUUGAACGUUUGUGAUAUUACAAAAAUCAUGCCCACAGACUUUAGCUAUUGCAAAUUUUAAUAAUUGUUAUCAUGUACAUAUACGAUUGUGUGUAUUAAAUUCUCUUGCAUGUCGACAUCGGUGGACAUUUGAUUUCCUGCUUCUCGAUUUUAACUGUAAGAAAGAAAAAAAAAGUGUUGGUAUUGUGCUGACUACCGUCUAAUUAACUAAAAAAAAAUAUGACAGCUACAUAAGUUUCUUAACACAAAGAACUAACAGUAUCUUGGGGUCUGGCAAUUGUUUGUUUGUUUGACUUGGAUUUUCAUCUUUAGGAUAAGAUGAGCCCAGUCUAGUUCUCUAUGACUUUGCGUAGAAUCAACUACAUGCUCUUUAGCGAUUAUUAGGAUUAUACAUAUGUCCAAUGUUAUAAAAUAGCUAAAGCUCUCCAGAUUAUAUUGUCAAACGAAAUAUGUACUACCUCUCAAUAAAAACUAGCUAAUUGUGUAGGCAUUGUUGACACUAGUGUUAGUGUUUAUAGAAAAACGAAGACUUGGUAGAGAAUGUAAUUAUUAAAUAGCACUUUUAUUUAAAAAAUAUGGUCGACAAAGACUUGAGCGUUGUUGUUGAAAUCAUUUUUCGUUGACAUUCUUUAGUUACGUCCUCAAGGAUUUUACUGUAAUGCUAAAGCGAUUUACCAUAAAAGUAAAAUACUUUAUGACUUGCUUGUCUAUGAAUAGAGUUUGUUUUUGUUGAUCGGCUAUAUUUAUCAUUAACAACAUUAUGUAAUUUAAUUUUAAUAAAAAAUGGACAUAGUGAAAAUUAUAAAUAAAUUCUUAGUAUCAAAAA
Molecule: messenger RNA, 5161 nt
Organism: Bombyx mori (domestic silkworm)
Lineage: Eukaryota; Metazoa; Arthropoda; Insecta; Lepidoptera; Bombycidae
Exons: 8
Coding region: 104-2086 (660 amino acids)
Biological process (GO): protein localization to site of double-strand break; DNA damage response; positive regulation of double-strand break repair
Cellular component (GO): nucleus; site of double-strand break
Molecular function (GO): zinc ion binding
Source: RefSeq, a predicted model, not a curated record